AUGUAUCUACAAGUAAGAACUUUUACUCUUCCAGAAGUUUCUGAGAACUUUAUCGUGCAUGUUUCAAAACAUAAGUUUCUUCCAUAGAAACAGCUGUGAGCUGUGUAUUUGUUUGUUCUCGAGAUUCGGAAAAAUCAAAACGUACCACGAAAUCUGCGAAGCUUAUUCGUGGUAUAACCUCAUUAUUCGUAAAGAAUCUACCUUUAAGAUGAAUAUUUCACAAAGCUUACAACUUAGAAGACUGAUAUUAUCCAAGCUGAAGGAUUCAAAAACUUCUAUACUGAAAGAUUUUACACCUUUAACCAGCGGCGUAAUUUAUUUCAGUCGGUGAUAUACAUACGUCGUAAGAUUUAAAGUCGUUAACUAAUGGCGUAAAAUCUCUUAAUAUGAAUGCAUACCGAGUAGGUUAGUGGCUUAAAAUCCCACAUUCUAUAGACUGACUUGUGUUAGUCACAUAAUACGGCGUUAUCUAAUUACCGCUUUUCACCGCUUUAUAGAAACUAAUGAUAUGACAAAUGAAAAAAUUUAAAGCUUGCCUGCAUCUAAACUUGCCAUCCUUUGCAAAUUUUCUCUCUUUUUUUAAUUUUUCUUCAUUCUGGCAAAACAAAACUCUUAAAAGAACUUGGUUUCCCAUUUUAUUACCCAAAUUUUCUAAGUAUGCUUAGGCAUCAAAAAACUGUUUCUGUUUCAUUUUGCAUACCACUAUUUCUUUUCAGUUUUCUUCAUAAUAUCUGCUUGGAUUCUUGGUACCAUUUUAUUUGUUCAUUAGCUUGUUGUUCUUCUUGCUGGUUGUUAAUUUUUGGUGGAACCCUUUGACUGGAUUUACUCAGAAUUGUACUUGAUCACAAAACAAGUCAUAAGUAAAUUGUUUGACUAAAGAUGGGUGACUUACAAACUAUUGUCAUGUUCUCUCAACACAUGCCACAGGUUUAUCAUUUUGUUAAACCUGGGAAAUGUGUGCCAUUACCUAGUGGUAAUUAUUUCUCAGAUAUUUGAAUACAAUUUGCUCGCACAAAUCAGCAGCUAUGGCACAUGGGUAUGUUUCCUUUGUUACUUUUUGUUCACAGUUAUUUGUUUUGUUUUAGAAGCACUUUAUUCUGGCCUCCCAGAACAUGUUCAACACAACUUGGAAGAACUUAGACUUCAGGUAAGAGUGACGUGUCACUCAUGUUUCCUUCAGGAGGAGGGCUUGGAGUCAUCAAUCUUGUAGAACUUGAUAAGUGGGGUGAGAACUGGUGAUUUCUGGUCAACACAUUUGGUGAAACUGACUUUUUUAUUCCUAAUUCUAAACAUUCUCUCUAAAUAUACUCUGACUGUAAUCUACAUCAUUCUGUUAUGAUUGUAUUCAACACAGUAGUGAGAUGAAACAAUGUGGCUCUUAAACAAGGUCAGGGUUAUUAAGCCUUUUGAGAACACCUCCACUAAAGCUUCCCUUGAGUGCCUGUUCUCAGUGAGGAGUUUCUCAACUGAAGAAAGAGGAGUAUUCCCUUUUUUUUCAAAUUGAAUUAUGAUCAAAAAGGACAAAAAUUAAACCACUUAAAAAAAGUUUGAAAACAGGCUUCAUGAAUGUCAUUUUUGGUUAUAUUAUUACUUAAUUUUAUUGAGAAAGUGAACAUGCUUUAAGAGUAAUUUAUUGAUCCUCUGACACAGAGGAGGUAGAGGAGAAAGUGUCUGUAUACUUCCUCUAUAGCAUUGCAUGGAUUGAAAUGAGUUCUCCUUCCCACUUUUAAAUACAGCCGUUGAAUUGUUCUGCUAGAAGCGCAGUAAAAUCAUUUAUGGGAAGAGUGGUACAAAAAAAUAAAGAGGAUCUGGAAAGGAAACUGCGAUAUGAUCCUGUGACUUUGGACAGGCUAAAUAAACACAAGUCAAACAAGAAACCAAAGAGAAAAGAAAUGUCCCUAAGAGAGAAAAAGAGUCGAGGCAUUUACAAGAUUUCUCCCAAAAAUCAAAGGUGAACUGCAUCUUUUAUUGAUUUCACAAGAGAAUAGGGUUAACUGUUAACAUGAAGAUCUUGAUGUAUUAAUUAUUAUAGCACAACUAGUUCUACUAAAUCACCAACAGAAAUGAGAAAUGAAUUUGUGGUAAAUUCAACUGAGCCAGACAGCACUUGACUAGUAUAUUUAUGACAGAAUUUAGAAAGUUUUUGCAAACUUUAAGUUGAAAUGAGAGGAUUAGUAAGACUCACUUGUGAUUUUUUAACUUAAUUUAAUUAACACAAUUAAUUGUUAUAUAAGUAAACAAAAUAAUGUGAAGCAUAUCUACCAAAGUUAUGUCCAGUUUCUCUUCUAGUUUUGGCAUGAUAUUUAGAGUGUGGAAGUGACAUAGAACGUCCCAAAAUUUGAUUGGUUUUCUUCAUAUCACUUCUUGUGUGUCAGCUGCUAGGACAUGCUGGAAAUUGGUGACACCCAGUAUUACUUCAAUUCACUUGUGAAUAUUAAUAUUGUUCUGGAAUAAUUUACUUGUUAGGUAUGAAAUGUAUCUUCCUCUUCAUGAUUUAUGGACAGGCUACAUGCAAGAAAUGUUAAACUUGACAUCUGAAAGGUACCUUUUUAGCAAACAAUUUUAAGUGCUCAGUACCAAUACCAGUUUCUUUUGGUGACAUGCAACAUAUUUUUUUUUCCUCUUCUUUGGUUAGAACAUGAAAAAAAAAUAUAAAAGGUAGAUACUACAUGUAUCUUAUUGGUGAUGGGGCCUGCAUAACUAAUAUUAAAGGAAUUGCAAGGGAAACAGAAGCUGUAAGUGCUGUAGGCUUGUAUGCUUUAGCAACAGGUGUUUUAGGUGUCAACAUAGCCCUUUGGUGUGAUUAUCUGGGAGGGGGCUGCUCUGACAACAAGCUUUUUAAUCUUUAUCAAAGCAUUGUAACAUGGGAAAGUGAAUGCAUUUUUGCUGGCAUUUCUCCUUCAACACAAAUAAAAGACCUUAAUCAGUCAAGCUUACUUGUCAAUUUUGUCAGUGUUUGUCAUCCAGAUUGCAGUAAUCGUGAAGAAAAGCUCCCUCAAAGACCCUUUCAGCCAACAGAUAACCAAUAGGCAACUGUAUGUUGGCUGAUUGUCAGCUGACAGGUUUUUUUCAGGGAGUUUUUCUACACAAUUACCCAGGUUGCUAUACUUAUAACACAUGCUUAUUUAACUGCCUUUUUCUAUAUUUUAGUAAUUUGAAAGUUAUAUAUCCUAAACUACUGCGUGCUGACUACCAUGGGUGUAUUCUCAAGGGUGAGUAAAUUAUUGUGUAAAGCUGGCUUGUCAGGGCUUGAUAAUGGAUGUUCCAGUCAGUACAAGGAGGUAUUUAGACUUCACCUCCUGUUUCUAUAUAUUGGUUAACUGAAAUAUGUGUAUAACAAUAUAUUUAUUUGGGUGUCUCAACUUGUGCCUUUUACUCUAUUGUUUUAACAAAGCUAAAUUAGCUGUAGUAGAAUAUUGUGUGACUUUUCCCCAUAUGAUGCAUGUAUCUCUGAAAUUUUUUAACCCUUAACACCACAACAUCAGUAUGCAUAUUCUCCCUAAUGUUCUCUAUUUAUUUCCUAAGGUGCUGACAAGGAGAAUUUGUUUAACAAUCAAGAGCUUUAGUUGAUGAUCAUUUCUUAUAUUCUCAUGACCUUUAAGUGUGAUUCCGAAUCACAGGGGGUGGCAGGGGUGAUCUUGUAAAGAGAAAUUAGAUGCCAGUCACUCUUGGGGGUUAAAGGGUUGAAACACUGAACUAAGAAUAAUCUUGAAAUUCUGGGAUAGUUAUUAUUGGCCUUUGAUCAAAGGCUUAUGAACUUGCAAAAAUUAUAAUGCCUCGUGUACCUCCCUAAUGGUAAGAAAUGAAAUAUUUUAGUCUUUAGGAUAAUUGUGUCUUAUGAAAGGCACAUUCCUCUGGUUGGGGUGAGAAUUACUUGUGGACUGGAGUUAACCUUUUUCUCCCUUAAUAGACUUAGAUGUAACUUCUUGGGACUGAAAUAAAUAGUGUUAAACAGCUUUUGUAUUUCUUUUUUUAACAGUGAGCAGAUCCAAGUGUCCAUCAUAUGUAGGAACAUGUGGUAUCUUACUUCAAGAGACAAAAAAUUCCUUCAAGAUUAUCACAAAACAAGACAAACUCAAAAGUAAGUCUCAUUAAUGACACUGACCAUAAGAUACAACCGACACUCGUUUGGUUCUUGGUAGAACACGCAUUUUAUGUAAGAUAAUAUUUUAAUUUUCAACCCUGUCUUGGCUGAGCAACACACACUUACAAUGUCUUUCUCUUUGAUGAAGCUUACAAAUGGCUUUUUACUUUGUAUCACAUGGAAAUUUGAUUUAGGAAUUCUUUAAGAAAUUCAGUUUCAAGAAUCUUCCUUUGCUCCUUCCUCUGUCUACUACACAUUAACGUCAGUUGUAGUAAAGAUAGCUAUAUUCCAGUAAACAACAUACUCGGUGAUAUGUUUUACGUUUUUUCAUUUUUUUGCAAGUCUACAAAGUUUGAUACCCAAGGCGCUCUGUAGUAACCUUGUGUAGAAAUUCUGUAGAGGCGGGAGAGUUAUUAAAUUCUCUGGUAUCCAAGUCCAUUUAAUUCAAAUGCGUCCUUAAAGGAACUUUUUUCAUACGAUGCUCUAAUCCUACUAGCUUAAUCACGGAUCUGUUGCUAAGAGAUAGAACUUAAGCAGCUCUUUAUUUUAAUGAUUUCGAUUUGUCGGUGACGUCAGCCACAUGUUUAAGAGUUUUUUUUUUUUUUACAUUUUGAAUUGAAAAUCUAAUUUUUCUGCCUGCCAUACGAAUGGUACAUCCAUUUACGAGGAAUUUAUUACUAUCAACUAAGUUCAUAACGUAAAUUGACCACCGUAAAGAGUUUCAACGCUGACGUUUCGAGCGUUAGCCCUUCGUCAAAGCGAUGACGAAGGGCUUAAGUUCGAAACGUCAGCUUUGAAACUCUUACGUUGGCCAGUUUGCGUCAUCAACUCAGUUGAUAAUACUUAUUACCCUGUUAUACUCUCCCACCGACGCAGCACCACAGUUUCUUUAGAAAUUUACCCCUUUUGUACAUCUAUUUAGUUUCGUACUGUUUAAUGCCAACUUUCAAAACCGGAAGUCCUUGUUUUAAAUGUGUUCCACCGAUUGAACCCCUUGUCUUGUUCAAAUCAGAAUUAAGUGCGAUUUAGAACUCUUACAUACAUACGCCCAUUUGUAACCGAGGAAAAAAAAAGAGAAAUUUAUAAACAUGACAAGUCUAUUCCUUGGUUAAGAACUUGAAGCCCUCAUUGGCUUCUCUUGAUUCUGUAGUGCUGAGGUGGCGUUUGUGCUCCUUAAAAAGAACCAGUUAUUUGCUGUCAGAUCUACAUUUGCACUAGGAAUUGACACUGUUAAAAAGCCUCUUCACUUUCGUAGAAAAUUUAGUUUGUAUGUCGGUAAUCUCGGCAAAGUGUCUUUCACAAGUCAUAUAACCGCAGUCUGAGCUGCGUGUUUUUAAAAAAACGAAUUUGACGAUAAAUUUUACAAGAAACUGCUUGUAUGUUUUAGUAAUAAAACUUCACAGGAGUCUUGAGGAAAAAACUUUUAUCUGAGCUACACAGCUCGACAAUGAUUCAGCCGUUUACUUUUUUAACUUAAAGGUGCUUCACUCGCUUUAUUAACAAAAUGUGUUAUUUUUUCCCCGAAUUAUGAUAUACAGAAUGACAAAACAAAAUGUCUUCACACUGGAACUUAUAAAAUGCUUUGUUACCCAGUUAGAGUUGUGUCAGUUUCCGGAAGUGAUAGUAAAUUUUACUUAACUAUCUUACUUAGCUGCAAAACCAUGCUAAGUACUUUUUGCUUUUAAUUUUCAAGGUAAAUAAUACACUCUGCGCUGAAUGUUCGCGAACCAAGCGCCGAGUUUAUUCUAGGAACUAAAUGUGAGAGACGAAAGUUUUACUUUUUCCGGAACACGCUUCUUAAAGCAUUUCUUACGCGUGCGUUUUGCAAUUGUUUCCAUGAAUGUGCAAUAUUUCCGGCUCUAGUGACGCUAAACAUAGAUUCUUUCCCACGGCUGGAAAUUUUUUGUAAGGUCAUACAUGUUUUUCGUUAUGCUUGUUCAGAAAACACUGUUAUUUUUCAUCUUAUCGGAAUCUUGAAAAAAGUAAAGAGAGAUGGUCAAAUGUUAUUUACAUCUGUUGUCAAGGGAAAUAUCCGAUUGUUCACGUCUUCGUUUUUAAUGUUUGUAAAAUAAUAUUGAGCCCGAAAUGGUUGAAGUUUUUUGGUUACAAAGUUUGAUAAGGUAUUUCUAUUUCUGACUGAAAUGAAACUCAGCGAACAGUAACUACUUGUCAAGCGGUAACGUAGGUUUGAAACCUUGCGUCAUUUUGAAAGGCCGAGUGCAAUGUGCUAGUAACUAAGAUAACCAUGUAGUUUAGUGUUGUAAGAUUAAAAGUCAAAACUCAAAACAAGCAUACAAAAAAUGAGAGCUAAGCUAAUUAUAGAACUUCAUGCAGGAUCAGAGUGAGAAAUAUUGGAACUCCUCGCUGAAUGAUGUACUUGAAUGCCCCAGGGUGUUCCUGCUCCGUUUAUGCCUGUGGGAUAUCAACGUGUCAUGCCCAUGGAGAGAACUCCUGCCUUGCAUAUGAAUAAAAGGGGUAAUUUCUAAAGAAACUGUGGUGCUGCGUCGGUGGAAGAGUAUAAAAGGGUAAUUUAGUUUUAUCAACUGAGUUGGUAACGUAAAUUGGUCACCGUUAAGAGUUUCAAAGCUGACGUUUUGCCGGAGUGUAAGCCUUUCGUCAGACGUCGCUCUGACGCAGAGCUAACGCUCGAAACAUCAGCUUUAAAACUCUUUACGGUGGCCAAUUUACGUUAUGAACUCAGUUGAUAAUACUUAAUUAUCCUAUCUAGCAAGCCAACGACGUCCCUGCGCUACCUCUGGCCCCCCUAGUAAAACGUUUGCGUUGCACGUAGUUACGAGUUUAUAGGAUGGAAGCAAAUUGGAUCUACCUUACUUCACUGAAUGCAAUAUAUCAUAAGCCCUUGACAUUUUAGUGUCGUUUUCCUGUUUUAGUUUUACAGUUUAUAUUCUUAUUUCUAUGUUAGCCUUUCCCGGGCUCUUAGUCAGUGGAAAUGAGCGAUUACGAUUGUUAGGGAAACGGAUGCCUGAGCACCGCUGCCGCCGCCAUUGACUGAGAGACUGGCAGAGGCUAUGUGUGGUUGUGAUUCUAUAUGUUUUGAUGAUACAUAGCCAAACAACGAGUUUCUUUUUUGUUUAUGUUCAGUGAUUCCUAAAGCAAACAGUGUGUUUACAUUUGAACUGGGAGGAUUUGAGUUCACGAUUCAUGGAAGUCAUUUCUGCUUCCGAUCUAGUGAGCGCUCGGCAAGGAGAUUCAAACCAAAAGCGACAACAGACUUAUAAACAUACCACGUGCU
Molecule: messenger RNA, 7337 nt
Organism: Pocillopora meandrina
Lineage: Eukaryota; Metazoa; Cnidaria; Anthozoa; Scleractinia; Pocilloporidae
Source: the annotation of a GenBank genome assembly